Messenger RNA from Paramecium pentaurelia, 1113 nucleotides. The record is from the annotation of a GenBank genome assembly. NCBI's taxonomy places the organism in Eukaryota, Ciliophora, Oligohymenophorea, Peniculida, Parameciidae.
AUGAUAGAAUCUCAUCCUCCUGUUGUAAUUGAAAAUUCUUCAUGUAAUAUAAGAGCUGGAAUUGUAGGAGAAGCAUCCCCUAGAUGCUGUUUUCCAACUCGAGUCCUAAAAGUGCAAGAUUCUUAAGCGAUUAAAUUUUUAAUUGGCAGUCAGAUUGAAGAAAACUAAAACAAUAAUUAACCUUGUUAUCCAAUUUAAAAUGGUUAUAUAAUAGAUUGGGAAGCUAUGGAAUAGAUUUGGAGAUAUAUUUUUGAGGUCCAAUUAAAAAUUUCACCUUCUAAUCAUCCUAUAUUAUUGACAGAAGCACCUAGAAAUUCAAAAAUGAAUUAAGAAAGGAUGACAGAGAUAAUGUUUGAAAAUUUUGACGUUCCUUUUCUUCAUAUUUCAAAUCAAACUGUGCUUUCAUUGUAUUCAUUAGGGAAAACUACAGGUGUGAUUUUAGAUUCAGGUGAAGGUACCACAUAUUGUGUACCAAUAUAUGAAGGAUUCUAAUUAAGACACUAGCUUUCAAGAUUGGAUAUAGCUGGUAGUAACUGCACUAAUUAUAUGAUAUAAUUGUUAAAAGAAGAAUUUCUCAAAAUGUAUACUCCAUUUUAAAGAAAUUAAAUAGGAAAAGCUAUUAAAGAAUGUUUAUGUUAUGUAGCAUUAGAUCCAAUAGCAGAAGAGAAUAAAUAUUAAGGAAAUACUUCACAUAAUAGUUCAUAUAUUUUACCUGAUGGAAAUAAAAUUUAAAUUAAAGAACAAAAAUAUUAAUGUCCAGAAAUUUUAUUCAAUCCUAAUAAGGCUGGAUAUGAAUUACCAGGCAUUCAUGAAAUAACAUAUUAAUCUAUAUCUAAAUCUGACAGAGAUAUUCAACAAUAACUCUAUAAUAAUAUUGUUAUUACUGGAGGAACAACUCUAUUCCCUGGACUUUAAGAAAGAUUACUUAAGGAAAUUGAAAAUUUGGUUUAGACACCAUCUUAAACAAGGGUAAUUGUACCUCCAAAUAGAUUAAAUUCAACUUGGAUUGGAGGAUCUAUUUUAUCUACAUUAACGAAUUUUAAACCAUUUUGGAUUACAAAACAUGAAUAUGAAGAAUUCGGACCUAAAAUUGCUCACAUUAAAUGUUUUUGA